Molecule: messenger RNA, 2284 nt
Organism: Medicago truncatula (barrel medic)
Lineage: Eukaryota; Viridiplantae; Streptophyta; Magnoliopsida; Fabales; Fabaceae
Product: mitochondrial Rho GTPase 2
Exons: 14
Coding region: 76-2007 (643 amino acids)
Biological process (GO): mitochondrion organization
Cellular component (GO): mitochondrial outer membrane
Molecular function (GO): GTP binding; calcium ion binding; GTPase activity
Source: RefSeq, a predicted model, not a curated record
AAAUUCUAUAUAUGAACACUAUUUUGAAUAUUUCACAUUUUCCGUUCUUCUUCCCUAUCUCGCAUCGCAGCAUCAAUGACAAAGACCGAUCGAAAUGCAGUUCGAGUUGUCGUCGCCGGUGACCGCGGCACCGGAAAAUCAAGCCUCAUCGCUGCCAUAGCGUCGGAGUCAUUCCCCGAUACCGUUCUUCCCGUUCUUCCGCCUACUCUCUUGCCCGCAGAUUAUUUCCCCGAUCAUGUUCCCAUUACCGUAAUCGACACAUCCUCUAGUUUGGAGAAACAAAACAAGCGCAAUGAAGAAUUGAAAGGUGCUGAUGUCGUGGUUUUAACAUAUGCUUGCAAUGAUUCUCAGUCCUUUUCGCGAUUGAGUUCUUACUGGUUUCGCGAACUACAAAAGUUGGAGGUAACGGUACCUAUAAUUGUGGUUGGUUGCAAGCUAGAUCUGCGAGAUGAAAGCCAACAAGUGAGCUUAGAACGUCUCAUGGCACAGCUCCUACAAGAGUUCAAGAAUGUUGCCACCUGCAUUGAAUGCUCUGCAGCGACACUAUACCAGGUCCCAGAAGUUUUUUAUUUUGCUCAAAAAGCUGUACUACAUCCGGUAGAGCCAUUGUUUGAUCAUGAAAGUCAAGCUUUAACAGAUAAAUGUGUUAGGGCGUUGAGAAGAAUAUUUGUUCUUUGUGACCGUGACAUGGAUGAUGCCCUCAAUGAUGCAGAACUAAGUGAUUUUCAGGUUAGAUGUUUCAAUGCACCAUUGGAGUUACCUCAAAUAGCAGAUGUCAAAACAGUUGUACAACAGGAUGUACCAGAAGGAAUCAACUCACAUGGUCUUACUUUCCCAGGAUUUUUGUAUAUACAUAAUAUGUUCUUAAGAAAAGGGAAUCCGGAGACAUUUUGGGCUGUGUUAAGAUACUUUGGAUAUGAUAAUGAUCUAAAACUCAAGGACAAUUUCCUUCCUGUUCCAUCUAAGACUGCUCCUGAUCAGAGUGUGGAGCUGACAGGUGAAGCUGUAGAGUUUCUAAAUGGCAUCUUUAGACUAUUGGAUACCGAUAAAGACCGAGCCCUAAAACCUUCCGAAGUGGACAAGCUGUUUUGUACUGCUCCAGAAAGUCCAUGGAAUGAUGCUCCAUAUAACAAUGUUACUGAGAGAACUGAUAUGGAUUACAUGUCUCUUAACGGAUUCCUAUCCCAGUGGGCCCUUAUGACAUUACUUGAUCCACCAUGUACCCUGGCGAAUUUGAUUUACAUUGGAUAUAGUGGUAAUCCUGCUGCAGCACUCCGUGUUACUCGUAGGAGAUCAGUUGAUCGCAAGAAACAAACGACAGAAAGGAAUGUGUUCCAAUGCUACGUUUUUGGUUCUAAAAAUGCCGGCAAAUCUGCUCUGUUGGAUGCAUUAUUGGGAAGGCCUUUCUCAAAUAAUUAUACUCCAACAACAGUUGAGAAGUUUGCUGCAAAUGCCAUUGAAUUAAUAGGGGUGAGUAUCAAGGGAACUAGGAAAACUCUUGUAUUACGGGAGAUACCUGAGAGUGAAGUAUCGAAAUUUCUGUCAAAUCAGGAUUAUUUGGCAGCGUGUGAUGUAGCUAUUUUUGUGUAUGACAGCUCAGAUGAAUAUUCGUGGAAGAAAUCCAGAGAUUUGCUUGAGAAGGUUGCUGGGCAAGGUGAUCUAACUGGUUAUAGAGUUCCUUGCCUCCUUAUUGCUGCUAAGGAUGAUCUAACUCCAUAUCCAAGGGCGGUGCAAGAUUCAGUGAAGGUUACUCUGGAGUUGGGAAUAGAGGCACCUAUUCACGUAAGCAUGAAAUUAGGUGAUUCAAAUAAUGUGUAUAAUAAAAUUGUUAGUGCUGCAGAACACCCUCAUUUGAGCAUUCCAGAAACUGAGAUUGGGAAGAAAAGAAAGCAAUACAAUCGGCUUGUUCAGAACUCUCUUAUUUUUGCUUCAGUUGGGACCGCUAUGGCAGUUGUUGGUUUGGCAGCAUGCCGUGCAUAUGCAGUGAAGAAGAAUUCUUCUGCUUAGUCAUCAAAAGUUAAUUUAUGGUAAUACUUAUGUAUACAUAACCUUAUUGGAAAACCUUAUGUUAGAAUGUGUUAAGCAUAGGAAUUACUAAUUUCAUUUAUUCUUUGUCAGGUUAAGGCUUGUUGUAUAGUUUCCUCAAUAGGAUUGUUUGGUUUCAGUCUGUUUUUCAUUGUGGACCUUUUAGGGGCAAUCACAUUGAUUUGACGAAAUUACACUUAUCGCUCUUGUUUAAUUUUUUUAGUCGAGUGCAAAUGAAAUUGAAAGCUGGUUAGAUAUA